AUGAGGUUGCCGUCGACCAUCUCCGUCCUAUGGGCUUUGCAUCAAGGCUGGCUUGUAUCAGCCGAUGCAUCCGCCAACUACACUGACUAUUUGCUCAGCUCUGGAACUGUCAAACUCGGCGAGUGGCAGGAUGCCUACGACAAGGCAGCUGCCUUUGUGCAGUCGCUCAACACGUCGGAGAAGGUCUCCUUCAUCGGUGCCGGCGAUGCCGGCAAUAUGAGCGCUUUGAAAAUGCUGGAUUCUUCGACCAAUCCCUUAACCUACUUUUUCGUCACAACCUGGCCUGCUGGUCUCGCCAUGAGCAUGACCUGGGAUAAGGAGGCUAUCCGCGGUCAGGGGUCGGCUCUUGGUACUGAGUACCGUGGCAAAGGUAUCAAUCUGGCUUAUGCGCCAACACUGCAGCCGCUGGGACGCUCGGCAUGGGGAGGUAGAACGGGAGAGACCUACGGACCCGAUUCCUAUCUUGCUGGAGCCAUGGCAGGACAGUUUGUCAAGGGAAUGGCCGAUUCUGGUGUCGUAACAAGCGCCAAGCACUUUAUCCUCAACGAGUUUGAGACGAACCGAAUGGGCACGACGAGCAGCAGUGGCGGCAUGGGAGGUGGCAUGGGCGGAGGUUCGAACAGCAGUGCUCCUCCUUCGAAGCGUGCCGAAGAUUCCUCCUCAUCGGAUGAGUCCUACAGUGUCCAGAUUGAUGACAAGGCAUUCCACGAGACAUAUCUUGCACCAUUCUACGAUGUCGUCAAGAGCGGUGUCGGCGGUGUCAUGUGCGCCAUGAACCGUAUCAAUGGUACCUACUCGUGUGAGAGCCAGCAAGCCCUCGGUACUUACUUGAAGGUUGAGGCUGGUUUCCCCGGUCUUGUCCACGCCGACGUGGGUGGUCAAAAGACGGCGCUUGGUUCGGCCAAUGGAGGAAUGGACCUUGGUUCUUCGAGCACCUGGAGCGAAUCGACCAUUACCGCUGCUCUAAGCAACGGCAGCUUGACGGAGGCCCGACUCGACGACAUGGUCAUCCGCAAUGUCAUGGGUUACUACCACCUCGGCCAAGAUGAAGGAUAUCCCAGCUAUGCUGAGCCCACUGCUCAUGUCGACAACCGCGGAAACCACAGCGCAUACGCCCGCUCUUACGCGGCCGACUCUUUGGUACUCCUCAAGAACACCAACAAUGCCUUGCCUCUCAAGGACAAGAAGUCUAUCAGCAUCUUUGGUUACCAUGCCGCUCCCAGAUACGUUGGCGCUAACACGGCGCUGUCCGUUUAUGAUGGCGAGCCACCAACAAUGCAGGGCCACAUGUCUGUUGUAGGUGGAAGUGCCAUGGGCUCUCUCGCAUACCUCUCCACGCCUUUCCAGCUGUUCAAUCAGAGGGCUGCCAGCGACGGCUUCAUGCUUCGAUGGUGGUUGACCGAUGAGAGCACCAACAGCUCCAGCGGCAUGAGCGGUUCUGGUACUGAACUGACCGAGUCCACCACUGGCGUUGCUGAUCUCUCUGAUGCCUGUGUCGUCUUUUUGAACGCAUGGGCUGGUGAAGGUGCCGAUCGCAGCGAACUCCGCAACGCCACCCAGGACACCCUGGUCACCACUGUUGCCGAUGUGUGCAACAACACCAUUGUCGUGAUCAACACGAUUGGUCCCCGCCUCGUCGACGCCUGGAUCGAGCACGAAAACGUGACCGGUGUCAUCUACGGCGGACCCCUGGGCCAGGAGUCGGGCAACGCCAUUGACGACGUGCUCUUUGGCGCUGUCAACCCCUCGGGCAAGCUCGUCCACACCAUUGCCAAAAACGAGUCCGACUACGACCAGGGCACGCUCGUCCAGGAGACCAACCUGCUGCUCAACUACACCGAGGGCAACUACAUUGACUACAAGUACUUUGACCAGCAAAACAUCACCCCGCGCUACGAGUUUGGCUACGGUCUGUCGUACACGACCUUUGAAUACGAUUCGGCCAUUACCGUCGCAAGCACCAGCAACCUGACCAGCGGCUACGCGACCGGCGAUCUCGCCAUUGGCGGCCGCGAGGACCUCUGGGACGUGGUCGCCACGGUGGAGGCGACCAUCUCCAACACGGGCUCGCUGGCGGGUGCCGAGGUCGCCCAGCUCUACGUUGCCUUCCCCGAGGCCGCCGACGAGCCCGUCCGCCAGCUCCGCGGCUUUGAAAAGGUGACGAUCCAGCCCGGCGACCAGGCGACCGUGGUCUUUUCCCUCCGGAGGCGAGAUCUCAGCGUGUGGGACACGGUGGCGCAGAACUGGAAGGUGGAGAGCGGAGACUACACCAUCUCUGUCGGUGCCAGCAGUCGGGAUCUCAAGGCCGAGGCAACUUUGUCAGUUUAA
Pestalotiopsis fici W106-1 is the source of this 2328-nucleotide messenger RNA. RefSeq lists its product as uncharacterized. Gene Ontology annotation, biological process: glucan catabolic process. The transcript has 7 exons. The record is from RefSeq and is a predicted model, not a curated record. Bases 1 to 2328 code for a protein of 775 amino acids. NCBI's taxonomy places the organism in Eukaryota, Fungi, Ascomycota, Sordariomycetes, Amphisphaeriales, Sporocadaceae. Gene Ontology annotation, molecular function: beta-glucosidase activity.